GAGUGGCAAUACUCCCUGCUCUAAGAGAACUCACGCAACCACUUGUUCGUCUUGUUGUAUACGACAAAAAAGUCUUCUGCUAUGCACGGAAAUCGAAAACUACACAGAAUGGACAAAUAAGACUCAUCAACAUUUAAAAUUGUAUUAUAUAUGGAAUAGGUCGCGUUAUAUAAGAAACCUCACCUUCUCCAGCUAUUCCAGCACCUCUCUGCAGUGUCGUUUGUACCUUCGGCCCGAUCAUGUCUCGUCUACCAAUCGGUUAUUUGACAAGAAAAGAGCAUUUCAGUGCUUGCCACAGACUUCAUAGCCCACAACUUAAUGAUGAACAGAACAAAGAAAUUUACGGCAAGUGCAACAAUUUCCAUGGUCAUGGACACAACUACAUUGUGGAAGUAACUUUGCGUGGCCCUAUCGACCGUGCAACUGGAAUGGUCAUGAAUAUUAGUGAUUUGAAAGUUUACAUGAAGAAGGCAAUAAUGGAGACAAUGGAUCACAAAAAUAUUGAUAAAGACGUCCCUUAUUUCAAGGAUAUUGUCAGCACAACAGAGCAUGUUGCAGUUUUUGUAUGGGAUGGAGUGAAGGCUCAGCUUCCGAAUCCUGAACUUAUGUACGAGGUGAAGAUUUAUGAAACAGAAAAUAACAUAAUUCGCUUCCGGGGCGAGUAUACCAACUGAAAGAUGUAACAUUAUCAGGUAUUCAAUAAAUAUUAAGGAACUCCAAUGCAAAAA
Messenger RNA from Frankliniella occidentalis (western flower thrips), 728 nucleotides. It is a transcript of the gene purple, whose product is annotated as 6-pyruvoyl tetrahydrobiopterin synthase. Bases 240 to 674 code for a protein of 144 amino acids. Lineage: Eukaryota; Metazoa; Arthropoda; Insecta; Thysanoptera; Thripidae. The record is from RefSeq and is a predicted model, not a curated record. Gene Ontology annotation, cellular component: mitochondrion. Gene Ontology annotation, biological process: tetrahydrobiopterin biosynthetic process. Gene Ontology annotation, molecular function: 6-pyruvoyltetrahydropterin synthase activity. The transcript has 5 exons.